GGACGUCGUUUGCUGAACGAACACUCCUAACUUCCGACAUGUUUGUUUUGAAUUGGUAAACGUUCGGUCGAAUUAGCAGGCUAACAGCAAUAAGUGGGUGGUAACUCUGUUUAUUAAUUUAUCUUUAUUUAUUUCGAUUGUCGUUGUCCCUUAUUACUGUUAUUUAAAAAUAAUACAUGCGUAAACGCGUUUUUAACGCGUCAUCAGUGGCGUCGAGCACAGGUUUUGGGGUGCUCCGAAGCCGACAUGUCCACGCUUUUCCCCUCCUUGUUUCCCCGAAUAACCGAGUCCCUGUGGUUCAAUUUGGAUCGACCUUGCGUGGAUGAGACGGAGCUGCAGCAGCAGGAACAGCAGCAUCAAACCUGGUUGCAGAGCAUUGCUGAGAAGGACAACAAUCAAUUACCAAUUGGGAAAACUAUUUUUGAGGGGGGAGGUUAUGAGGAGGAGGAGGAGGAAGAUGAUGAAGACGAGGAGGACAGUGAAGAGGACUCAGAAGAUGAAGAAGACAUGCAGGACAUGGAUGAGAUGAACGAUUACAACGAGUCACCCGACGAUGGCGAGAUCAAUGAGGUGGACAUGGAAGGGCAAGAUCAAGAUCAAGACCAGUGGAUGAGAUGAACAAGAUUUUCAGGUUUCAACUUCCCACUGAUAUGCCUCAGAGAGGCAUUCAUUGAACAAAAUAUGGUUGCAAGGCUAGACGGUAUAUUCCAAUAUCUUUGUUUGAGCACAUUUUUGUUAUGAUAAUGCAGUGUGCAGUUGCGCUUAAUGCUGUGGCUGGUUAGUGUAUUUCAACAACAAAUGCACAUGGCAAAAUAAAUGAAUGUGCUAUAAUGAGACCUAUAAGACUCAUCAACUCAAUCAGCUACUACACUUGUUUCUCAUGGGGAUGCAUCACAAACAGAAAUGUUGCAGUAAACUUGUCUGAACCAGUUUUGUUACAUGUAGUAUGACUUGACUUUGGACAACAUUAAAAUGUUUUCUUAAAAAAUA
Hippocampus zosterae (dwarf seahorse) is the source of this 990-nucleotide messenger RNA. It is a transcript of the gene anapc15, whose product is annotated as anaphase promoting complex subunit 15. NCBI's taxonomy places the organism in Eukaryota, Metazoa, Chordata, Actinopteri, Syngnathiformes, Syngnathidae. The transcript has 4 exons. Gene Ontology annotation, cellular component: anaphase-promoting complex. The coding region runs from base 247 to 618 and encodes 123 amino acids. Gene Ontology annotation, biological process: regulation of mitotic cell cycle spindle assembly checkpoint. The record is from RefSeq and is a predicted model, not a curated record.